Molecule: messenger RNA, 2299 nt
Organism: Pimephales promelas (fathead minnow)
Lineage: Eukaryota; Metazoa; Chordata; Actinopteri; Cypriniformes; Leuciscidae
Gene: foxo1b
Product: forkhead box O1 b
Biological process (GO): regulation of transcription by RNA polymerase II
Cellular component (GO): nucleus
Molecular function (GO): RNA polymerase II cis-regulatory region sequence-specific DNA binding; DNA-binding transcription factor activity, RNA polymerase II-specific
Source: RefSeq, a predicted model, not a curated record
UCAUUUAAACCCGCGCUAGGCAUGGUACGAUUCACACAUCGCUUGUUAUACACUGCUGUCAGACAUAGGGCUUCAUUGUCAGUCAGAUGUGAUCAUGUGCGAUUGUUAGUGUAAGCAAACUAGACGAAAUCUUCACUGCACUUAUCCUCUGUUUAAAGACAGUCAGCUGACUUGGCUUUGAUUUUGGGAUGGCAGAAGCGCAGCAACAGCUGGUUGACAUCGACCCGGAUUUCGAGCCUCUCUCCCGUCCGCGCUCAUGCACCUGGCCGCUGCACCGACCGGAAUUCAGCGAGCCGGGGAGCUCGAACACGUCCUCCCCGGCACCGUCCGUCAAGCAGGAGCAAGGUAUCGUGGACUUUAUUAACAGCCUAAGUUUACUAGAAGAGACCGAGGACUACCAGGAGGAGAAACCCGUCCUUUUGAACGACUUCCACUGCCAGGACACCUGCGUUCAUCCCCAGCAACAGCAUCCCCAGCAGCCGAAUCCCCAGCUGACGCACCCGCAACAGGUGCCGCCGCUCCCCGCCCCUGCCAGCAGCUCCAGCCCUGCAGCGGCCCAGAGGAAGAGCAGCUCGUCUCGUAGGAACGCGUGGGGGAAUAUGUCAUACGCUGAUCUCAUCACCAAGGCGAUCGAGAGCUCCCCCGAGAAGCGGCUCACCCUGUCUCAGAUCUACGAGUGGAUGGUGAAGAGCGUGCCUUACUUCAAAGAUAAGGGCGACAGCAACAGCUCAGCCGGCUGGAAGAACUCAAUCAGACACAAUCUGUCCCUGCACAGUCGUUUCGUUCGCGUCCAGAAUGAAGGAACAGGGAAGAGCUCAUGGUGGAUGCUGAACCCUGAGGGGGGAAAGAGUGGCAAGUCUCCACGCCGGAGGGCCACUUCCAUGGACAACAACAGCAAGUUCACCAAGAGCCGUGGACGAGCUGCCAAGAAAAAGAUGUCAUUGCAGAGUGGUCUGGAUGGUGGCUCUAACAGUCCUGGUUCUCAGUACCCAAAAUGGCUCGGCAGCCCCAACUCCCACAGCAAUGACGACUUUGAACCCUGGACCACCUUUCGUACUCGCGCGAGCUCCGACGCCAGCACGCUCAGUGGCCGUCGCUCGCCUACCUUCCUACCCGAGGAGGACGAACCCGGCGAGGUCCACAUCGGGUACCCAGGGACCAAACUGGGUGGGCCUCUCCCCAGCCUGUCCGAAGUAGCGGGUCACCACGGUUCUGACAACGUGAUGAUGAACGAUCUCUUAGACAACCUCAACCUCAUCUCACCCAAAAAUAACACCCAGGGCAGCCAAGAUGCCCAAUCUGCGCUGUCCUCGCCCAUGAUGCAGGGAAGCCCUGGGUACCCGUCCUACAACUCCCCCAAUAUGUGUCCUCAGCCCCAGGUCCAGCAGGAUUACCGGAAGUGCCUGUACGGACAGGGCGGGGUGGGCGGACUGAGUCCCAUCGCCAUACCGACUUUAUCAGACAGUAAACCAGGAGGCUAUGGACCCUUUGUUAGUCAGUACACCUGUGCUGCAGGGAUGCUCAAAGAGCUGCUGACCGCAGAUGCCGAUCCGAGAGGGAACCUGAUGCAGUCUUUGGAGUCGGUGGUUUCUGGUGAAGGACGACGGGUGCUACCCACUUAUGCUAGUCAGGGACAAAUGGGACAGGGCAAAAUGAUUGUACAUCCUCACCUCCACGCGCACCCGCGAUCGCUUCACCAGUUGCCCUCGCCAACAAUGGGCAUGAACGGCUGUGCCCUGUUGCCCCACGGUCAUCCUCUUCGCCUCGGUAACAUGAAGCCUCAACCACACCAGCCUCAUCACGUUCAGCUGGGAAGAGGCGGAGGUGAGGCCGGGAUGCCGAGUUACACCAACGGCAACGGUUUUCACAGGCUCGGACCGGUUCAUCACCACCAUCACAGCCACCCAGAGCGGCUACCCAGUGACUUGGACGACAUGUCGAUCGAACAACUGGAGUGUGACGUAGAAACCGUCCUUCAUGACACACUCAUGGACGGCGAUGCUCUGGACUUCAACUUCGACCCCAUGUGUCAACAGAAUUUCCCGCACGGGGUCAAGACCAACACGCAUAACUGGGUAUCUGGAUGAACAUGUUAAUUAAUUCAAACACAUACUGUACACAUUAGCUGUUUUUGAGCUAUAAUAUGAUUUCAUACCAAAUGUGUGUGAAUAUAUGUGUAAAUAUGUCAUAGGCAUAUAGGAGGUCAAUUGACAGUUGACUAAACACUCUUAGAAGAAAAGGUUUUAUCAGUGCAACUUAUUUGGAACCCCUAAAAGGUUCUAUACACUCUUAAAAAAAG